AUGAGCUCUCAAGAUGAACCACCUGUGAAGAGGCGUGAGUCACGAUCGGGGACAAGGAAAGUCUCGACCCUUUCAGUCGAACAGCUAGAGCGAAAGCGUGCCAACGAUCGAGAGGCUCAGCGGUCCAUCCGGCAACGCACCAAGGGGCAUAUAGAACAACUUGAAGGCCAGGUCUCCGUGCUGCAGUCGCAGAUUGCGGAAAUGCGGCUCCAAAACCAGCGGUUUAAUGAAGUUUUGCAGCACAAUGCCUUUCUAGAGAAUGAAGUGAUCCGAUUGAAACGCCAACUUGCUUUGUUGACUAGCCGACCGGAAUUUGCACCGAAUUUUCUAGGGAAGGCUCCGUUUCGAACUUUGGAACAAGCCUCGAACAGUGCAUUACCGGACAUCCCAACAACGGGGCAACCACUACUCUCUGCAACAUCCCACACUCAAAGACACUCGGAUUUAUUAGUAUCGCGUCGACCGUCUCAUCAGCAUGACUGGCAACAACCAUAUCUACCCACGAGAUCGCCGUCACUCGGCGCAGCCUCCAACCCGGAAUUCUCCAGUCGUAUGGAGUCAUAUCCUAUAGAUGGUCAAAUAUCUCAAGGACAACCAGUCUGCCCACCCCAGCAACAAUCCGAAUCUUCUUUCCCCCAGUUCACUUACAGUAGCCGCUCACAUUCCCUUUCGAGUGCCAGCCCUAUUCCUCAGCCAACUCCCGCCCCAGUCUACCAACCCUCCACAUCAACGUACCCGCAAUCGAUGCCUCAAACGCAACAAAGGGAUCCGACAUACGAGUAUCCAUGGGUGUAUCCAUCAUGA
Messenger RNA from Penicillium vulpinum, 804 nucleotides. Its product is annotated as bZIP transcription factor. The transcript has a single exon. Bases 1 to 804 code for a protein of 267 amino acids. NCBI's taxonomy places the organism in Eukaryota, Fungi, Ascomycota, Eurotiomycetes, Eurotiales, Aspergillaceae. Gene Ontology annotation, biological process: regulation of DNA-templated transcription. Gene Ontology annotation, molecular function: DNA-binding transcription factor activity. The record is from RefSeq and is a predicted model, not a curated record.